UUUAUGAAAAAUGCGUUUGAAAAUCAGCUUAACAUGUAAAAGCUAGCAGUGGUCUCUGCUUGUAUAUAUACAAAAAAUUCCAAGUACAUAAGGCGCCGUGCAAAAAAAAAACAUAAAAACUGCGCGCAAGUGGGAGACAAAUAGGAAGAAGCAGCACGAGCCGAAUUAUAUACGAAAACGUGUGCCGAAUACAUAGCGUAAACAAGUGCUGAAAAAAAAUAAUAAUAACAAAACAGAAAGUGCGGAGAAAUAGAGCGGCAAAGAGAAAAAAAAUCAACCGGCUACAUUGAAAACGUGCGACGGCGGCGUUGUGAGUGUUGUGUUUUGACUUCCACAACGCCAUGUCGCAAAAUCAAAACAAACAACAUUUACAACAACAACUUGAGCAUCACCAACUACAACAACAACAUCAGCAGCAGCACCACCACCAUCAACAACAACAACUUUUACACCAUCAUCAACAGCAGCAGCAGCAACAACAACAGCAACGACAAUGGCACCAGCAAUAUCAACAACAACAGCUACAUCAUCACCAUCAGCAACAACAACAACAGCAGCAGGCACAAUAUGCUGCUGCUGCCGCAGCACAUGCACAUGUUGCUGCCGCCACUGGUAUGAGAAGUGGUGGUGGUAAUGGCAUGCCUGGCAUGUUUGGCAAUACACUAGGUAGUAGGGGUGGUUGUUUAUAUGACACGAGUGGUAGCCUCGUUGUUGGCGGCGGCAGCGGUGGCAGCGGCGGCUUUGACCUUGAUAUGGCUGGCCAUCAUAUAGGUAGUGCGAAUGCCUCGGCAAUUGCGGCCACGUCUACAACGCCAGCUGUUGGUGUAGGCAUUGCAGGCGGUGGUGUGGGUUAUAUGCCUUCACAUGUCAAUGUUUCUUCUGUCGCCGGUGGCGCGUACAAUGCCGGUAUGUCUGGCAUGUCGACUGCUAGUGAAAGUGGAAGGAGAGCAAGUGUAGGGGGUUGUGCAUACACACAGGCAACGCAGUCACAGCCACAGCCGCCACAACAACCGCAACAGCAGCAACAACAACAGCACACAAUUUUGCCACCGGAAAGAAUAAAAAUGGAGCCACUGGAGCAAAUACUCAUACCAACUAUCGAAAUGGAAGAAUUGAUAAUAAAAACCGAACCCACAGAUGAUGCGUACAAUAAAGUUAGUACGGUCGAUGAAGCCAUUGCUACAGGAAGCACAAAUAUGAAUCCUAACGCUGGUUAUAUGAAUUUUCCAAAGCAUUUACAAGCAUAUCCUCAGCAUCAGCAUGCACAUCAACAGCAACAACAAUUGUUGCAACAACAGAAACAACAACAAAAAUUGCAACAUCAACAACAAUUGCAACAACAACAACAUCUUCAUCAACAACAACAACAGCUGCAGCAACAGCAACAACAACUGCAGCAACAACGUGAACAACAAUUGCAACAGCAGCAGCAGCAGCAAAUGUUAUCACACGAUGCCAUGGCCGAAGCCGGCUUGUUAACAGUAAAACUUGAACCGCAAAUACACAUUAAAGAGGAAAUGCCGGAAGCGUCACAGAAUAAGCCCCUCAACUUUCCACGCCGCAAAGUUCAAACGGAACGCUCCGAAACGUUGCCGAUUUGUCAGCGCUGCAAACAGGUCUUCUUCAAAAAGCAAAGCUACAGCAAACAUGUUUCGCAGAGUCUUUGCGAGAUUGUCGAAUAUGACUUCAAAUGUUCUAUAUGCCCCAUGUCGUUCACAUCCAGCGAGGAGCUGCAAACGCACGAGCAACUGCAUCGCGAGAAUAUGUAUUUCUGUCACAAAUACUGUGGCAAAUAUUUUGACACAAUCGAACUGUGCGAGGUGCACGAGUAUAUGCAGCAUGAAUAUGUCAAUUAUAUCUGUAAUGUUUGUUCGGCGGGCUUUGCUAGUCGCGAUUUGCUAUUCGCGCACAUGCCACAACACCGUAAUCAACCGCGUUAUGAUUGCCCGGUAUGCCGUUUGUGGUUUCACACAGCCAUACAAUUGCAUCAGCACCGUUUGCAAGCGCCAUAUUUUUGUGGGAAAUUUUACCGACGCGCCGCUGGUGCAGCACCUGGUGGCGCGCCUUAUGGCCCAAUGCCGCCAACACAUUCGGCUAAUUACAAUCUACAAGACUGUUCCAUGGGCAUUAUAGAAAUGCCUAGCAGCAAUAGCUUCUCUUCAUAUCUACAAAAUCGCGCCUUUCACCAUCAACACCCAGCGCCGCCACAUCCGCCGUUACCACCACAGCAAUUGCAUCCACAUCCACAUCUAGCGCAACAACAGCACCUGCAACGUCAACAAUUACAUCUGCAACAACAACAUCCGCAAUUUCCAACACAACCGCUACAUCCAGCGGCACAACAACAACAGCCAACACCCGCUCAGCCAGAUUUUAUGCGCCGCAACAGCAUUACUGGUGCUACCGGCGCUGCCACAACAGAAUUUCAAAUGCCACAAAUUAAAACCGAAAUCAAAGUGGAGCCAGACAUCUAUGGCACAUCAGAUUAUCCACUACAGACGCCCCUGCCACCACCACCUUUACCACCACCGCCGUUAAGCGCCGCACAACAACAAUCUGCAUUGGUCUCACCAUCACGUCAACGACGCUUUGGUGAUUACUCAAAUGAGUCCUUUGGCGCUGGUGGUGGUGCUGGCGGCGAUUCGUCGCAUACAUUCGGCCCACACAAUAACAGUGGCGGCAGCAAUAGUAACAGUAAUGAUUUCUCAAACAGCAACCCGUCGAGUCUGCAACGCAGCAUGAGCGCCAACAACAGCAAUGACAUUGACAUCAAGCAUAAACCGACACCAUUUCCUGUUGGCAAUUUUCAUUUUCCCACCACGCCAUCAGUGUCGCGUACACGUGUGGUCGAUACCGGUGAAGAUGGCGCAGUUUGCUGUGUGCCGCAUUGCGGCGUCACUAAACAGUCCAGUCCAACACUGCAAUUCUUUACAUUCCCGAAAGAUGAAAAGUAUUUGCAUCAAUGGUUGCACAAUCUCAAAAUGUUUCCCGAGCCCGAUUCGACCUACAGCCAAUAUCGCAUUUGUAGUUUACAUUUUCCCAAACGCUGUAUUAAUCGCUAUUCGUUGUGCUAUUGGGCAGUGCCCACAUUCAAUUUGGGUCACGACGAUGUCGCGAAUUUAUAUCAGAAUCGUGAAAUCACCAACACAUUUACGAUUGGUGAACGCGCUCAGUGCAGCAUGCCCGGCUGUCCGAGUCAGCGUGGUGAGAGUAAUUGCAAAUUCUACAAUUUCCCCAAUGACAUGAAGACGCGCAUUAAGUGGUGUCAGAACGCGCGCCUGCCCGUGAACAGUCGCGAACCGCGUCACUUUUGUAGUCGUCACUUUGAGGAACGCUGCUUCGGCAAGUUUCGGCUGAAGCCUUGGGCUGUGCCCACACUACAUUUGGGCACACCAUAUGGCAGAAUACACGAUAAUCCGGGCGUAUUCUAUUUGGAGGAGAAGAAAUGCUGUCUGCCACAUUGUAAGCGCACGCGUUCAUCCGAUUUCAAUCUAUCGUUAUAUCGUUUUCCACGUGAUGAAGUACUGUUGCGACGUUGGUGCUAUAAUUUGCGGCUGGAUCCGGCAAUAUAUCGUGGCAAGAAUCACAAAAUUUGUAGCGCACAUUUUAUCAAAGAGGCGUUGGGUUUGCGCAAAUUGUCGCCAGGCGCAGUACCGACUCUUAAUUUGGGUCACAACGACCGCUUCAAUAUCUACGAGAAUGAGUUGCCAACACCACCGGUAGUACCGCCGUCGAAAAUGUUCAAUUUCCAUAAUGUUUCCGCGCCGCCACCAGUCUACAAUAGCCACCGACAUAGCAUUGCGUCGAGCAGCAGUCACAGCGAACGCAUGUAUCCCAAUCCAGUGUCGAAACUCAAAUUUAGCAUAUCGAACAUAACGGCGGGUGAUGUGAGUGCCAUGAGCGGUAGCGCCACACAAAAUAUGUUAGACUCGUUGGAAGUUUGCUUUGUGCCGAGUUGUAAGCGUAAUCGCAAUAUAGAUAAUGUCACACUGCACACCAUACCGCGUCGUCCAGAGCAGAUGCGCAAAUGGUGUCACAACCUCAAGAUCGGCAUCGAAACGCUACAUAAAGGUGUGCGUAUUUGCAGUGCACACUUCGAGCCCUAUUGCAUUGGCGGCUGUAUGCGUCCAUUUGCCGUGCCCACUCUGAAUUUGGGACAUGACGAUCCGAAUAUAUACCGCAAUCCGGAUGUCAUAAAGAAACUGAAUAUACGCGAAACAUGUUGUGUGCAAGACUGCAAACGUAAUCGUGAUCGUGAUCAUGCCAAUCUACAUCGUUUCCCAUCGAAUUUCGAAUCGCUCACCAAAUGGUGUGAGAAUCUGUUGAAGCCGGUGCCCGAUGGCACUAAACUCUUUAACGAUGCCAUAUGUGAGGUGCAUUUCGAAGACCGUUGCAUACGCAAUAAGCGUUUGGAGAAGUGGGCCGUGCCCACGGUGAAACUGGGACACAGCGAGGAGCCGAAACAUCGUUUGCCAACGGAUGAAGAGAUAGCCGAACAAUGGCCGAAGCCGGUCAUGCCAAAUAAGGGUAUAGAAGAGGGUGAAUGUUGUGUAUCCACAUGCCGACGCGAUCCGAAGAUUGAUGAUGUUAAACUCUACCGCACACCCGAAGAUCCGGAGCUGCUGGCGAAAUGGGCGCAUAACUUGCAAACCGAAACAGAAGAUCUUACCACUUUGCGCAUUUGUAAUCUACACUUUGAAGAGCAUUGCUUUAGCAAAAAGCGUCGUCUACACUAUUGGUCCUUACCCACACUCAAUUUGGCUAAUAAUGUAGAGCAAUUAUACGAGAAUCCCGAACCACUGGUGCCACAGGUGAUCAUAAAAUCGGAGACGAAACGUGAACGCAGACGCAUGCGCGAUGCCAAUGAGCCACUGAAGCCGUGGACGCCACGCUGCUGUCUACCGCACUGUCGCAAACGACGCGACACGGAUCACGUGCAGCUUUUCCGUUUCCCCAUACUCAAUCGACCAAUGUUGGCUAAGUGGUGCCACAAUUUACAACUACCGCUGGUCGGUAAUGGACAUCGCCGUUUGUGCUCUACACAUUUUGAGCCGCGCGUACUGUCGAAACGCUGUCCCAUACCUAUGUCAGUGCCCACAUUGGAUCUGAAUACACCACCAGGUUAUAAGAUCUAUAUGAAUCCGGCGCGUCUAAAGGCGGUCAAGUUGCAACAAGUCUGCUGCAUUUCAUCCUGCAGUCGUACACGCGCCGAUGGCGUACAGCUCUUCCGCUUUCCGCACAGUCGCAGCGUGUUGCGCAAAUGGUGUCACAAUACGCGGCAGCACGCGCGCGGUGAAUAUCGCGUGUGUUCGCGUCACUUUGAACCGCACGCAUUCGGCGCUAAGCGGUUAAUGCCAGGCGCAAUACCCACAUUGAAUUUGGAUCCGGAAGUUGAGGAUGUGUAUGCGAAUGAAGCGCAGAGUUUCGCUGAAACGCAGUGUGUGGUAAACGGUUGCGUCGCAAGCAAGGAAUUAGAUGGUGUGCGGCUCUUCAAGUUCCCCAGUGAUGAUGUCGAUUUACUAUGGAAGUGGUGUAACAAUUUGAAAAUGAACCCGUUAGACUGUCGCGGCGUGCGUAUCUGUAAUCGACACUUCGAAGCCGAAUGUGUCGGACCGAAGAUGCUCUAUAAGUGGGCUGUGCCGACACUGGCUUUGGGUCAUAACGAUGCCGACGUCAAGUUGGUAUCCGUACCGCCGCCAGAGGCGCGUUACAGCGAUGUGGUUACCAAAUGUUGCGUGCCCACAUGCGGCAAGUCACGCAAAUUUGAUGACGCACAAAUGAACAGCUUCCCGAAGAAUUUGCGCCUAUUCCGCUGCUGGAAGCACAACCUCAAAUUGGACUUUUUAGACUUCAAAGAUCGUGAAAAAUAUAAAAUUUGCAGUGAUCACUUCGAACCCGUUUGUCUGGGUAAAUUGCGUCUCAACUAUGGCGCUAUACCAACACUCAAUCUGGGACAUGACGACACAGAUGAUUUAUAUCCUGUGGAUCCCGCGCAGAUACAUGUGUCGCUCUUCGGCAAAAUGCGCCCACGCAUUGCCAGCGACAAAGAUGCAGCUGAAUUCGAAAUGGCUGCUAGUGUUGGUAAAGAUGACAUCAAAUGCACUUAUCCCAAUUGUACUGCAACGAAGUUGCUGUUAAGCGAACCCUAUGACAUGCCAACCGCUUUGCCGUUACAUGCGCUUUGGUGCGCACAAAUGAAAGUCGACGCGGAGGCGCUCAGCGAGACGCCAAAAUUGUGUGGACUACAUUUCAUAAAGCUCUAUAAAACCACUUUAGAUGCAGCUAAUGCGCUAGCGGAGGGCGAUAACGACCUGAAUGAGGCCAUGAUUACUUUGAACGCCACUUAUGAAAAAUGUUGCGUAUCACCAAUUGUUUGCAGCGCCCAGUGUUGCGUUGCCGGUUGUAACAGUAAUCAGGUUAGCGGCAAUCGUACCGCACAACGCCUCUACCUAUUCCCUACUGCGGGCGGUAGAGGCCUGGAAUUACUUGAGAAAUGGUGCCACAAUGUAGAUGUUGCUGCCGUGGACCUUGUUCGCUUUACGCACAAAGUUUGCGCGCGCCAUUUCGAAGCACAAUGUAUUGGCCCCACACAACGUUUGCGCUCAUGGGCCAUACCGACUUUACAGCUCAAAUCCAAACCGGACCAUAAGAUACAUGCCAUACCAGAAUUGGGUAGCGCGGCGCGUCCACAUGAGGCGCGUUGCUGUGUUGGCACUUGUGCACGUGAACGCGGUGAUUUCGAAACAAUGCGUCUUUUCAGUUUCCCCAUUAUCGACGAAGUGCUCGAAAAGUGGUUGCACAACUUACAGUUGACACGCAGUCAGUGCGCACGUUUACGUAUCUGCGAGCAACAUUUCGAACCGCGUUGUAUUGUGAAGACGCGCUUGUUGCGUUGGGCAGUACCAACAUUGCUGUUGGAGCGCAAUGCAGAGGAGCUGCUACCGAACGAACCACCUAUGCAUGCGGCAGUGCCUACCGCACCAAUCAUUGAUGAAGUGGAUACAAUCGAUGCGGCAAGUAAUAACGAUGGCGAAGAUAUUCGCGAUGUUAAUGAUGAUGAGGAUGACAAUGACGACGAAUUGGCAGCAGUGCCUAAUGUUAAGAUGAAAAAGUCGCUUGGUAUCGUUAAGUGUUGUGUUCCAAGCUGCAAACGCACACGUUUACAACACGGCGCGCGACUUUUCCAGUUUCCCACAAGUCAUCAAAUCUUACGCAAAUGGUGUCACAAUCUGAAAAUAUCAAUCGAAAAGGCUACAAAUCCCGCCUUACGUAUUUGCAGUCUACACUUCCACAAACGUUGCAUUGAUGGCAAAGAGUUACGUCCCUGGGCCAAGCCGACUAAUGCGCUCGGCCAUAGCGGUCCAAUUUAUGAGAAUCCUAAAAAUCUACCCGGCGUCUUUUUACCCAAAUGCUGUUUGGCUCACUGCCGUCAGCGGCGCACGCUGGAAAAUGACUUACGUACAUUUGGCUUCCCCAAAGAUGAGACGCUUAUGCGCAAAUGGUGUGCGAAUUUACGCAUGGAGCCACGCGCUAAUCACGCACGCAUCUGCAUGUCUCACUUCCCGCCCGAGGCGAUGGGCAAUAAGAAGUUGCGCGCCAAUGCGGUGCCUACGCUAAAUUUGGGCCACAACGAACCGCUGGAGUAUGAUAACGCACUGUUGAUUGCGACAGCGAUGAAAGCCAGAAAUCCAUUGGAGGAAAAGAAAACUUUGAUUUCAGAAGCCAGUGAUCCUGAACAGGGAAAUAACGGCGAAUACGAUGAUAUAAUGGAUGACGAUGACAAUGAUGAUGAUGAUGACUAUCGCAUAGAUGAAGAAGAUGAUGAGAACGACUUCUACGCCUCCGCCGGAAUGGGCAAUAGUGAUGAGGAGGAAGAGGAAACAGUUGAAGACUUUACGCCGAGCAUUAGUGCCGCAACCGGUGACGACGAUGAGCUGUUUAGUAAUGCCGAAGCGCGUGAUGACGACAAUUUCAUAGCCGAUUCGGCAGAUGAGGAGGAUGAGGAGGGCGCAGAAGUUGAUGAUGAGAAUGAAGAAGAUGUAUACGGUAAUGACGAUGAUGAUGAUGAGGAUGACAGUGAUGAGAGCGAUGAAAGUGUUGCCGAAAAUGUUUACAACAAUGCCGUAGAGGAUGAUGAGAGCGACAGCGAUAGCGACCUUAACGCUGAAGACAACAACGCUGAUAGCAAAGAUGCCGAAGUGGAUGAUGAUGAUGUGGAAAUGCUCAUCGAUGCCGAUGAUGAUGAUGAUGAUAAGAGCAGUUACAAUGCUUGCGAUCCACUCGAUUUUGUGGAAUGUGUUAAUCAGAGCGAUGAUACGCAACAACAUGAAGUGGCCAUCACAACAAAAAGCGCCAAAAUGCAACUUGCUAAUAAAAAUCUGCGCAAGCGUCCAAUAUCAACAACAUUGACAAAUUACGAAGACGACUCCAAUACAAACUACAGUAAUGCUGAUGAAAUGACACGUUUCACAGCGACCACUUCAAAUUCCGCAUCAGCAACCACAUCGUCGGCAUCAGCUUCAGCUGCCGCCGCGACCACUGCAAGGGGUGCACAUCAUUGUGGUGCUGAGAAAAUAAGUCGUUCGGUUUUUCGGCUUUGUUGCCUCAGACAUCGUAGGAAGAAGAAAGCGCCACCAGAUCCACCACCUGACAAGAGAGACAAAGCGCCAACAGCAUAUCGGAGGUUGAUGAAUAGUAUGGCACGCAUUAGCACGCAGCGUCGACAACAGCGCGUCCGCUGUGCUGUACGCCGUUGCGGACGUGCUGCCGGCGCUGCUGUAACCUUAUAUCGCUUUCCAUUAGUAGGCAGUCGUUACUGUCGCCGUUGGUGCGCACAGUUAAAAGUUAAAAUGUCGCACACUUCACGCCUGCGUAUUUGCCAGCGCCACUUUGCAUACAGUUUAGUGGAUCGGAGCCGUAGACGUUUACGUUUCGGCGCAAUACCAACACGCAAUUUACAUAAUACGCCGGCACAAUUCAAGCGUAAUCCACUCUAUGGCUUAAAUAAAAAUACAUCACAAUUGACGGCAACAGCUCACCACGACGCCACCGCGCAUGCAAUUCAAACGACCGCAGCGCAAUUGAACGUCUAUACUCGUUGUUGCGUGCCACAUUGCGGUAAGUCGCAUCAAGUGGAUGGCGUUACGCUCUUCCGCUUCCCAAAGCUGCGCUCACUCUAUCUGCAAUGGGCUACGAAUUUGCGCUUAAUGCCUACCACGCGUUUAGUGCAAGUCUACAAAGUUUGCAGCGACCACUUCGAGCGCGAUUGUCUCAGUUAUCAGCGUAAUGACCGCGCUAAACUAAAAUAUGGCUCUGUGCCUACACUGAAAUUGGGUCAUAACGACACAUUGAAAAUCUACCAGCACAACACGCUCUCGCCACAAAAGCGACGCGGCGUUGGCAGACGUAAGUGGCGCCCACAAAAAGGCGUGAACGAAUGCGCUGUGCACGAUUGUAAGGUAGCGCAAUUUCUACAAAUGCAACUCUUUGCGUUGCCUGCCGCGCUGAAACUGCAAGAGCGUUGGUGUAAUUACUUCAAAUUAAAUUUCAGCGGCGCGUCGAAAGACGCCACUGAAUUCUUCGAGAAUGUGCGCUUAUGCGCUUUGCACUACAUGGAGGGAUAUCAAAUGGCGACCUACAGCGACGGUGCGCGCAAAAGCACAUCAGCUGCUUUGGACGAACUGGAAGCGAACUAUGCGCGCAUCACCAGUUCAACGCGCAUACAAAUGCUGAAAUGUUGCGUCCCCAAUUGUUCGACAAAAUUUACGGACAACGUGCGCUUGGCGGCAUUUCCCAGCGCGGAAGAGUUGCGCGCUAAAUGGCAACACAAUACACAGGUGUCAUUCAGUCCAUCGCAUCGUUAUUUGUAUAAAGUAUGCGCAUUGCAUUUCGAAGAGCGUUGCUUCGCCAAAAAGCGUCUCUUUAUGUGGGCCAUACCGACAUUGCAUUUGCCGAAACCGCAAAAUCAAGAUCCAGCGCAUAAGCUUUUUGAAAAUCCCAACGUGGAAGUGGCGAGCACCGCGCAGUGCUGUAUCGAAGGUUGCGCCACUAAUGCGGUGAAGCAAGAGCCGGCGGCGAAUGUUGACGAAACAGUGUCUAAAGCUGCUGUGCGCUUUUGGCAUUUUCCACAAGAUGACGCGUUACGCGACAAAUGGUGUCAUAAUUUGGGACUCGGCGCGCAAACUAACGAGAUCAGCCAUACAAGUCGACGCUGGCGUAUAUGCAGUCGCCACUUCGAGCUAUUUUGUAUCGGUAAAACGUUGCGCAGCUGGGCUGUGCCUACACUGGAAUUACCCAAACCGGUUAAACAUGCGAAGAGCGGCAAACGCUCUACAUAUAUUUAUCAAAAUCCGGACAGCGCGGCGGUCUACUAUCGCUGCUGUAUUAAAACAUGCCAUCAGCUGCGCGAUCUCGAUGCUGGCAUACGUCUAUAUGCAUUCCCCAAAAAGGAUACAAUGCUACAAAAAUGGGCGCAUAACAUACGUAUGCCCGCGGUGAAAUGUCGCUACGCGCGCAUCUGCACACUGCACUUUGAAGCGCAAUGUUUGCGUCCGCAAAUGCAAUCCUGGGCGCUACCGACAAUCGAUUUGGGACAUGACGAGGCGGAUAUUUUCCGCGUACCAAAGGUGAAGUUGAUGGUUACGAGUGAACGCUGCUGUCUACCACACUGCAGCAAGCGACGCAGUCGUGACAAUGUGCAUUUGUUCGCUUUUCCGCGCGAUAAACGUGUAUUGGACAAAUGGUGGCAUAAUUUAGCGAUUGGUGUGCAGGACGUAAAACGUCGUCUCAUAUGUGAAGCGCAUUUUGAGCCGCGUUGCAUUAGCAAGCGGCGUCUUAAACGUUGGGCCAUACCAACACUCAAUUUGGGACAUACAAACGAGACGCUCAAAAAUCCAACGCCAGCUGAAGUGUUGGCUAAUGAAGGCAAUACAACAAUGCGACGCUCACAAACGCCCUCGAAAAUGACGCGCGCCAAGUCAGCACAACCAACAACGCCAAGCAGUUUACAGAAAUGUGCAAUCAGCGGUUGUGCACGCGGUACUGAUAACAACGCGCUCUAUCGGUUUCCCAAACCGGAUUGGUUACGCAAGAAAUGGUGUGAUAAUACGCGUUUAAACGACGAGGCCGCCAAGCUUGGUAAAAUUUGCGCGCGUCACUUCGAACCACAUGUUAUGGGUAAUCGUAAACCGCGUCCAUGGGCGUUGCCAACUUUGGAAUUGGGCGCUGAUGAAAAUGGCGCAGCAUUGCCAGCCCUGCACGCAAACCCCAAACAGCUGUCGCGUUUCCAUCCCGAAGAGCAUGAAUGGGGUGAGUUGCGCUAUGUGCGCGCCAACCAUUGCUCCAUAAUCUCUUGCAUGAAAUCGAAAAAAGAUGGCGUUGCACUUUUCAAUUAUCCCACAAAGCAUCACAUGUUGCAGAAAUGGGCUGAGAACUGUCGUCAUUAUCCAUAUCAAGCGAAACGCUAUCGUUUCCAACUAUGCGGCGCGCAUUUCACUGCUGAUUGUUUCAAACGUGAAGGUACGCGUCUACGUAAAGGCGCAGUGCCUACCUUAAAUUUGGGGCAUGAUGAUGCACAGAUACACCAGAGUGAAUUCGAGAGCGUAACCGGCAUAAAAAUCGAAACGAAAAUAAUGAAAAGUUGCAGCGUGCCACAAUGUGGACGCACAAAUCUACAUGAUGGCGUACGACUCUACAAGUUUCCUUACGAACGCGCUGAGACGCUGGAAAAGUGGUGCCAUAAUUUACGCAUGAAUGCGUCGGAUUGUCGCAACGCGCUCAUUUGUAAUAUGCAUUUUGAGCCGCGUUGCAUUGGUGGUGGACAGCGCGGUUUGCUCUGGCGCGCCAUACCCACACUGCUGUUGGGACACAACGACACCGAUAUCCUACACAAUCCAGAAACAUUUGAGCGUCCUGAAAAGGUAAUUAGUUGUUGCGUGCCCGAUUGUAUUAACACCAAACAAACAAUUGGCAUAACGCUGAGCGCCUUUCCAAAGCUGCGCAGCCAUUUCGAGAAAUGGGCGCACAACCUGCAGCUGCCGGUCAAUACUGUUGUCUGGCAUACAUACAAAGUGUGCAGCGCGCACUUUGAGCGCUACUGCUAUGAGCACGGACGCAUCAAGGUGGGUGCAAUGCCGACACUAAAUUUGGGGCACAACAACGCCAUUGAUUUGUACACCGUCAGUGAAGAGACAAUGAGUAAUGCAUUUAAGCGCAAACGCAUCCCACCCAAGAACGAAGCGCCGAAAACGCCACACGAAGUGUGUUGCUAUCCGGAAUGUAGAGAAAUGGAGUUGCGUUCGACGAAUCAAGUAUUUGAGUUUCCAAAAUUGGUUAGCAUACAACGCGCUUGGUACGAGAGUAUUGGCUUAAGCAGCGAAGAGGCGCAAGUAAAAGAAGAGUGUGAGGCAAUAGCAGUAGACGCACAAAAUACAACGUGCGUCACUGAAAUGCCCCAAGAGGACGCUACUGUUACUGAUGCAAUAAAAGUUACGAAAAAAUUACCUAAAUUAUGUCCGAUGCAUUUCAAAAUACUCUACAUUGAACAUGCCGCACUGCUGGAUACUCUCAAGUCGGACAGUGCACCGGACACGCAGCACAUGUUACAGCAGCUCGAAGAGACUUACGCAAGAGUUUGUGAUAUGUCAUGCGUGCGUCGCAUUAGCUGCGCCGUCCCCGGCUGCAAUUCAAAUUAUCUUACCACUAAAGCGCUGAAAUUCUUCAAAUUCCCCGAUAACGCAGAGAUGCGCGCCAAAUGGUGUCACAACACGCAAGUCACCAUCGAUGCCGAUCGCUUGUACUGCUAUAAAAUAUGUGAAUUACACUUCGAAGCCAUUUGCGCCUCGCAGUUGGCUAAAAAAAUACAACGUUUGAAAUUCUGGGCCCUACCGACGCUACAAUUACCGCCACGCGCUGAAGGCGAACCCGAAAUAUAUGCACUACCAGCGCCCGAUGCGCUAGCCGAAACGAAACGCGCCUCAUUGCUGCUACACACGCCACACAAUAAAUGUUGUAUAGCCAGUUGUGUGUAUGCUAAAGCGCUAACGGAGCGCGCGGUUAGCGCUGAUAGUGAAAUACAGUUUUUCAAUUUUCCGAACGAUGCGGAAUUACUUUACAAAUGGGUAUAUAACACACAAAUCAGUAUGGUCGCCGCAACCAAUGCGCGCAUAUGCUCCCUACACUUUGAAAAACACUGUAUUAAUAAACGUUUACGUAUGUAUGCUGUGCCCACGCUGCUGUUGGGGCACGAGAAAACUGAUAUCUACAAGAAUCCCUCGGAUAAGCGAGUGGCGGCGGAAGCGUUGGAGAGCAAGCCACAGAAGUUGUCGAAGUAUUAUGAAGAUAAUAUGGCUGAUGACGUUGCAGAUGCAGAAAAUGACGAGUAUCAGGAUGAAUUGUUAACGGAAGACGCGUCAGAGAAAUUGAAAUUUAAAAAAUCUGUCAUAACUAAAUAUGAAACUGAAGCGUUUGACGGGGGUGAGCCAGGCGCUGCGUGCAAGUCAGCCACAAGCGAUGAGCAGCAGCUAGACAGUUCACUUCUAGAGCCAAUGCUAAUGGUGAAAACCGAAUUCAAAGAGCGCAAAGAAACACCACCACCACCAACAACAAGUAAAGCGACAACACAACAAAAACCUUAUCACCAACCUUUCAUUAUAAAUAUUAAACAAGAAAAAGAUGUGGAAGAAAACUACACCGCUGAAGGCAUCGAAAAUCAAAUGAAGCAGGGCUUACUCGAUAUGUUCAACAGUUUUGGUGAGAUUGGCGGUGAGCAGGAGCCGGAUGACGUUAACGAGCUGGAUGACGAGAGUACGCAAAUGGAACGCGACACCGCGCGUCAUUGCCGCAUACAUGGUUGCAAUAGUUAUGCGCGCAAUGCCGGCGUUACGCUCUUCAAAUUUCCCUUUCCACUCGAUCAAUUCCGCAAAUGGUUGCACAAUACGCAAUUAGAGGUGGACUAUACGCGCCGUUGGCGUUAUCGCAUCUGUCAUCGUCACUUCGAACCGAUUUGUAUGCAAUUCCGUAAGCUACCGGCCGGCACCAUGCCCACGCUGAAUUUGGGUCCUAAGCGUCCAGCGCAUAUCUAUGAAAAUGAGUUCGAUGUGAAUAGUUUAAGCAAAUAUAAAAUGAAAACGCAGCAACAAAACAUAACAGCAACAACAACGACAAAUACUAGCAAUGUAUUGUGUGAGUUGAAUGACACUGAAGCCGACACGAAUAGUUCCUUCGCCGCGCCCACACAACAUGAUACUGUCGAUACUGGCGCUGACUACAAUGAAGAUUAUGCCGAUUUUGUCGACAACACACCGAUAGAUCGCGAUACAUCGCGUCAUUGCCGCAUACCCGAUUGCAAUAGUCAUGCUAAAGACCCCGGCGUAACACUCUUCAAAUUCCCCAUGUCUGAGUAUCUCUUUCACAAGUGGCUCUACAAUACACAACUUAAGGUGGAUUAUACGCGUCGUUGGCGCUAUCGCAUCUGUCAGCGCCACUUCGAACCGAUUUGUAUGCAAUUCCGUAAGCUACCACCCGGUACAAUGCCCACACUGAAUUUGGGUCCUUCGCGACCGGCGCGCAUCUAUGAGAAUAGUUUCGAUAUAAAUCAUUUGAAAAAAUUCAAAAUUAAAAUGCAAAACAAUAAAGCAACAGCGAAUACUGCGCAAUCGGCCACAACAACCUCAGCCAUAAUGCAGUCAAGUCACAUUGAUUACGCUGACGACAUAGAAACAAACAGUUCCUACGCCAUGGAUGCAAAUGCCAGCAACCCCGCUCAGCUGCCGCUACUCUCAUGUACCGUACGCAAUUGCACGAGUAAAUAUCACGCGCUACACGAGGGCUUACAUUUGCAUAAAAUGCCGACGAAUAUUAUGUUGCGUGAGAAAUGGAUCUAUAAUUGCCGCUUCUCAGAGGAGACACUUGUCAGCAUGAGUUCACGCAUACGUAUUUGUUCGCUCCACUUUACACCGAACUGCUACUAUGGCGUUAAACGUCAAUUAAAGUUCGGUUCAGUGCCCACUUUGCGUUUGGGUCACACAGAUCCCAAUAUCUAUUCGCAUGGUUUUGGUAAUGAAAGUGAGACCGCCCACUUGGCUAUUCAACAACACAACGCCACACAGCAUAAUUGGCGCUCCAACCGCCUGCAAUCGUUAACCGAUGCCAAUCAAGAUAUUUGCUGUCUCAUCAAUUGUCAGCAUAGCAGGCGUGAAUAUACACGGCAUUUCGCCUUUCCCGCUGAACGUGAGCUACUCGAACAAUGGCUCAAUGCACUCGGCAUGGAGUUCAAUAGUUCACGUCCGGAUGAUUAUAAAAUCUGUGAAUGGCAUUUCAAGGCGUCCGAUUUCGAUGGAGAAGUGCUACGCGCCUAUGCGGUGCCCACACGUAAUUUGAAGAUAGACGAUCCCAAUCAAUCGGAUGAUGAAGAUGAUAAUGAUGACGAAGAUGAUGAGUUGGGUUGGAAUGCAAACGAAGAGCCGCUCGAUGAACGCCCAUCAACUUCUGCAGCAGCGGCCGCCGCAGCAUCAACCACCACCCCCGAUGGCUACAACAAAUUAAUCCCCGGCUCGCGACGUUGUUGCUUGGCUCAUUGCCGCAAACAACUAUUCCAAGACAAUGUGCGCACCUUCAAAUUCCCAACUAUGCAUGAACAAUUCGAGAAGUGGGUGCAUAAUUUAGGCAUCAAAUACGAUGGCGACGCACCUUGGCGCUAUCAAAUUUGUAGCGAACACUUUGAAAACCAAUGCAUCAUACAUUAUGAGAACAAAGCCAAGUUGUUUAGAUGGGCGGUGCCCACCUUGAAUUUGGGCAAACAUGCGCCAGCCAUACUAUUCACGAAUGAGAAUCCCAGAAAACUACAGCAAAAAGAUGGAGACUAUGAGCGCAAUCCGGGCGGCUAUGCGGAACAGUUAGACAAUGAUGAGACCAUGGAUACUACUAAUGAUGAGUUGAGUUCCACAGCACAGCAUGUAGAUGCGCCAAAACAUAAGGCUUAUCAGCAAGAAGAUAUGGAUUUGCUAGCGCCAAUUGAGCGGCCGCCACAAAAAGUGAGCGCCACAACGAAGCGCAGCCACUAUGCGUACACCGCAAGCAAUGAGGAUGGUGAUGAUUACUAUGAUGGCGAUGAUGAUGGCUACGAUAUGGGUGAUGGUGAAAAUUCACUUUUGAAUGUCAUACGCGAGGAGAAACCAAGCGCCGUGAAAGAAGGUACACCCGCUUCGUCGUUCUUCUCAUUGCAACUGGUACGCGGCGGCUCAGCCAAAGUACGCGCCUGCUGUUUGCCGCAUUGUGGCCGUACGCGCGAGUCCGGUGUGCGUCUGUUCCGUUUCCCCACUGAACCGGUCUUCCUGAAACGCUGGGAAUACAAUUUACGCGUACUCUUCAAUGAGUCGCAGCGCAAUACACACCUCAUAUGUAGCGCGCAUUUCGAGCGCGGUCAGUAUAAUAAACGUUUAGUCGUCGAUGCCAUACCCACAUUGAAUUUGGGACACAAUAGCACCGAUAUCUAUCGUAAUGGCCAAUAUGAAGCAACGCGUAUGCAUAAGCGUCCACUGAUAGCAUCACCACCGCGCAUACCAUCGGUAAGCAGCAUGCCAUUAAGCAGCCAUAAACCACUGCACUGCAAUGUGCCCGCUUGUGCUGACACUCAGAGUAAACGUCGUCUAUUCCCCUUCCCCGGCAAUCAUGUGUUCGUGAAAAUUUGGUCGGAGCGCACACAGAUCGCUUACGAUGCGCGUCACCAUGCCGAAUUGCGCGUUUGUGAGCUGCAUUUUGAGAGCGAUUGCUUUAGCGCGCAUGGUCUGAACAAUAAUGCUGUGCCCACGUUGUAUUUGCCUGCACCAAAUGCACUGCCAACGCCUCACGCAACGAUUGCACCAGCUGCACCAACAAAAGCUCUCACGCCCCUUGGCCGUCCAGCGGCUGCGCCUACUGCGAUGCCAAAGCUGAGCGCUAUUGCUUGUAGUGUUACCAAUUGUGGCAAUAGUACCGCUACACGCACGGAUUUGAAAAUAUUCUCGAAAUUCCCAGAUGAUUUCGAAUUGUUCACCAAAUGGUGUUUCAAUUUGAAAAUCGAUCCACGCACCUACGUGGAUGGCAGCUAUAAUGUGUGUAGCGAACAUUUCGAAACUUUCUGCAUUGGUGGCCAUAGUUUGCGUGUCUGGGCGGUGCCUACACUGCGUUUGGGUCACAACAGCAAACUCAUACACAGUGUCGAACGUCCAGCGGAGAUGGAAACGAAAUGUUGCUUGCCACAUUGCGGACGCAAGAAGAGCAAAGAUGGCGUGGAGUUCUAUAGCUUCCCUAAAGCAGGUGAUAUCUACCGCCAAUGGUGUCAAAUACUGAAGAUCGACGAAGGUCUCUACCGCAACAGUGAUAAGAAGAUCUGUAGUGCACAUUUUCGCGCCGAUUGCUUCAACACUAACGGUACACUGCGACUGGGCGCACGCCCAACAAUGUUACUACGCAAUCGCACCGCCACAGCAGCCGCACAUAUGCUCAAACCGCCUGCGCCGUACCGCAGCAAGUGCAUCGUGCGCAUCUGCCAUGAAAUGCAACAGCUCUACAGCUUCCCAGCGCAACGGAAUCUCUGCACGAAAUGGUGUCACAAUCUGAAAAUCGACUACUAUCCGAAACUGCACGAGAAUAUGAAUUUCAAAAUCUGUCGGCGUCAUUUCGAACCGAAUUGUCUGCUGAGCGGCGGCAAACUGCAUGCCGAAGCAGUGCCGACGGUGCAGUUGGGACAUAACGAUGUCAAUAUCUAUCAGAAUUUGGUGGGCAUCAAGCAGCACGCCAGUACGCCCAGCUACGACGACAACAGCAGCUUACGCACAAGCGUCAGCACCGUACAUACCUGGCUGAUGGAUGUCGAUGCGGAAACGAAUGCGGCCAACAAUAUGCCGACUGCGGUUGGUGGGCGCGAUGCGGGUGCUGGUGGUAGUGGUGGUGGCGCUGUUGGCGAUGCCGAGGAUGACAUGGUGCGCAUGGAAUACGAGCCACCAGUCGACUUGGAGCCCACUGUUGUCACGGAGAAUAUUGCCGAUGAUAAUCUGGACUUGACCGACAGCGCCUAUAUGCAAAUGGAGGAUGACACCUACUAUGCGGACUUUGAGGAGCAGCGCUUGCUGCCGCAAAGCAGCACUUUUAUAGCGGCUGAGAGCGCGGAGGUGAUUGACUUGGACGCUGUCGAUGCUGUGCAAGAGCAAUUUCCCAAUUGGUCGCAAGACGAUGCUGUGCUGGUGGAUGAUGAUGACGAGGAGGAGGAUGACGAUGCGCUCUUGUGGCCGUUGAAUUAAAUAUAUUGAAGUUACAAUUUCAAAAUUAAUUAAGUGUAGUUAUUUAAGCGGAAAGCUGAAGAGAGCAGUAAAAAGAAUAUAUAAUGUGCAGCAAGGAAAGAAAGAGAGAAAGAGUUAACGAUAGUAUAAGAGUGAAAGUGAAAUAAAUGCUAGCGUAUACAUAAACAUAUGUAAGCAGAGAGUAAAGAGAGAAAAAGCGAGUGUGAAUAAGCGUGAAGGCAGCUCGAAAUAGCGCACGCAAUUAUGUGCAUAAUUAUUUAAUAAUAUACAUAUAUACACUUUUUUUUAAAUAUUUUUUUUUGGUAUUUUUAUAUACUUAUAUAUCUAAGAAAUUAUUUAAAUCUACAAUGUAACCUUACAUUUUAUACUUUCAUAGGUUUUUCAUUACUUUUUAGUUUCAUUAUUUUCAUUCUUUUUUAAUUUUUUUAAUUUCUUUUUUUUUAAUAUUUUUUAUUUUAUUUUUUUUUCAUUUUUAUUUUUUUUUUAAUUUUUGUUAUUUGCUAUUAUUUUUUCAUCAACAUGUAAUUUUCUUCAUUCCCAACAACUUGCGUUUUUUCACUUUCCAUUGCAAAAACUUUCAACCAUAACAUUUUGUAAAACAAAAAUAUAAAUAUUUAAGAAAAAGUAGCUUAGGAUAUUCAAUAUUUUUUGUUUUUGGUUUAAUUUAGAAAUAUAUAUUAGAUAUGUGGCAAUAAAAAUUUAAGAAAUAAUGAAGAAAACUGAAACUAGUGACUGCAAUUUCUUUUUUAAGUUCCUCACUGCACAUUGAAGUAGUUUUAAAAUAUCGAAAAUUAUGAACAGAAUUUCUAACCUAUGAAAUAAAAUUGUAUAUUAAACACAAACACUUACUUGUAUUUAAUUUUUUAAACGAUAUUAAAUUAAGAUUUUAAAAAAUUUGUAUGAAUUUUUUUUUUAUUAAAAUAUUAAUAGAUUUAAAAACUAAAGGAAAUUAUUUGAAAAAUAUGUUUUCGAAAUUUGUAAUUUUUUAAGGGCUUAUUCCACUGUGAGCCUUAAAAAUAAACAGAUUUAUAAAUUUCCUUUUGAUCUGAAAUAUUUGAAUAAUGUCUUUUCGAAAUUUGUAAUUUUUUAAGCGCUGACUCCACUGUAGAGCAUGAAAUAAUAAUAUAAUUUUUGGAUAUUUUUAAGGGAACUUUAUUUAACAGAAUGUUCAUCCCCCUAGAAUUUUGAACAAUAUUAGGACUGUUGCUCAACACACACUGUUUGUGGCUCCGGUUUUGAUUGAAAUAGUCGAACUUUAAGGUCUUGUCCAACAUGUAAAUUAUGUUGAAUUCAUUUUUUUAAGACUACUAAAUAUUUUUUAUACGAAAUAAAUUCAAAAUUUUAUUUUUUAAAGUUCUAUAGUGGUAUAACCCCUUAAUACACUGAUUAAAUUUGAAGCGAAACCAAUAUAUUUUUUUGUUAAAUUUGCAGGAGAGUUUAAUCAUAGUUUUUUUAAGCAAAAUUUUAUAUUUCAAAAAUUUGUCAUACCAAAAUUUUUUUAAAAGUUUUCGUUUAUACUACAAAAAAUAUUUUCAUCUUUUUGAAAACGGAGUUUAAAUGAUUUUUCAAAUAAUUGUUUGAUCCUCUUUUUUUUAAUUUUUCCCGUAUUUAUAUGAAGCAAUUUUCUUUAAUUGUAUUUUUAUAAAAACAAAACAUUUUUGAAAUAAAAAACUAUCGCAGAUAAAAAUAUUUUGUGCAAAUAAUUCUAAUACUAUAUGUACAGUUGAA
Messenger RNA from Zeugodacus cucurbitae (melon fly), 20006 nucleotides. RefSeq lists its product as uncharacterized. The record is from RefSeq and is a predicted model, not a curated record. The coding region runs from base 342 to 18278 and encodes 5978 amino acids. The transcript is spliced from 10 exons. NCBI's taxonomy places the organism in Eukaryota, Metazoa, Arthropoda, Insecta, Diptera, Tephritidae. Gene Ontology annotation, molecular function: sequence-specific DNA binding.